CUCUCAGCCAUGAGGAGAUCAAAAGGAUUUAAUAUCUGUGUGCUCACCUGCAGCAUCCUGCUCUUGUCCUCCAGCCUGCCGUGCCUGGCUCAGCCUCUGGAGGAGGAGGAUGUCACCAAGGUCCAGCAUGGCCCCUGGGCAGGGAAUGGGCUGGAAGAUGAAAGGACAGCCAUGGUGGACUUGAAAAACAAUCUGGGCCCUUCUGAGCAGACAGUUUCUGAAGAGCCCUGUGCAGUGUCAGCACAGCCUUCUGGGACACCCUUGGGUGAAGCUUUCACUGCAGAAGGAGAAGCCCUCCCUGCCAGCCCAAGCCGUGUUGUGCCCAGCAGCCAGGUGAGCCUGGGGGCUCACCCCUCUGCUGGGGCACUGCCUGCUGGCCAUGAGGAGGAGCUGGCCCCCACUGAGCCUCAGCUGCACGAGGAUGAAGCACUCAGGGCCAUGCUGACCACAGCUGUGACCACGCUGAGCCCUCCAGUCCAGGAGGAGUCUGGUGGCCCCGUUGGUGAGGCCACAACCGAGGGUGGUGUGGCAGCGGAGCCCAGCUCUGCUGGCCCCUCAGCAAACCCCCUUUCUGGGACCACUGAGGAGGAGGAGGCAGAGAGCAGCUCACACCUCUCAGCUGUGCCCCAGCCCACACUGAGCCCCAGCUCUCCCAGCUGGGAAGCAGCAAGUGACCUCCCUGUCAUCCCGAGUCCCCAGGCCGCAGGUGUGACCUCUGGCCUGGGAGUGCUGAGAGCCCGCACAGGGAGCCCCCUGAAAUCCCUGGCUCCACCAACAUCUGUGGCUGCCAAACCUCCCCUUGUGGCAACUGAGGCCUUCCUUGAGCCAGAAGCUGGGACAGGUGUCCCACAACAGGAGCUGCCCACUACGGCUGGCACUGUCACCAUCCCCCCUAUGGACACUGUGCCACCUGACUGGGAUGACACCAAGCUGGGGGACAUCAGUCGAGGGGGAAGCACGUCUCAUGAGGAGCUGGGGACAACAGAGCCAUCCCAGACCAGCCAGGAAGGUGUGGGGGAGGAAGAGGAUGCCACAAGAGCAGUGCCCUCCCCAGUGUCCCCUCCAGCAGCGCCUGAGCUUGCCAAGGAGAGCAACUGCACAGUGCCAGUGCAAGGAGAGGAGCUGCCAGCAACUUCCCCAGGCAGCAGCUCUGCUUCCCACCCUGGGAACCUGUCAGAGGCAGGCACAGCUGAUCUUGGCUCCCUGGGAAACAUAAGUGCAGUCACAGCAGAGGAGGAGAAGAGCGUCCCUCCGUCACAGCCAGAGGCUGCUGUGGUGACAGAUACCCAGCCUGAGCUCUCUCCUACUCUGGAGAGUUCAUGGAAAGGUGCUGCUGAGGAGGUGACAACAGCUGCCCAGGAGGCUGCUGCUGCAGCUGUGCCAGCUGUGCCAGAGGUGCCUGGUGCCACCCAGGGAGCAGGGGCUGCCAGCUUCCCUCAGGAGAACAGUGGGGAGGACACCCAGAUGCUGACAGCUCCCAGUGCCACCCAGGUGCUGCUGGCACCGGGUGCUUCCCCCACAGGGAGCCCUGUGGAUGCAGAAGAUCUCACAGAUGGGAUCCUGGUCACCAGUGAGAAAGCUGUCCCAGCCCCUGGUGGGAUGUCUUCUACCCCAGCUGGACAGACAGAGGAGCCAGCCAGCAGAACUGUGGUCCUGGUGACUCCAGCAUCAGUGGCCUCCUCUGCCAGGAGGACCAGCACAGCUGGCACCUACGGGCUGGACCGCCUGGAGUCUGAAGAGGGUGAGGAAGAGGAAGAGGAUGAAGAGGAGGAGGAGGAAGAAGAAGAGGAGGAAGAGGAAGACGAGGAGGACAAAGACCUGGACCUGAUGGAUGAAAGCAUGGAGGGUGACACGGAUCUGCCUGGCUUCACUCUGCCAGGAGAGACCUCCCAGGAGCCCCUGGCUGGCCUGGAAAACCCUGUGGCCCAGCUGGCUGGGGUGUCCUACCAGGUUCCUGACACCAUUGAGUGGGAGCAGCAGAACCAGGGUCUGGUGAGAAGCUGGAUGGAGAAGCUGAAAGAUAAGGCAGGAUACAUGUCAGGGAUGCUGGUUCCUGUGGGAGUUGGAAUAGCUGGAGCUCUCUUCAUCCUGGGGGCGCUCUACAGCAUUAAGAUGAUGAAUCGCCGGAGGAGAAACGGCUCCAAGAGGCACAAAAGGAAGCAGAGGGAAUUUAACAGCAUGCAGGACCGAGUGAUGCUCCUGGCCGACAGCUCUGAAGACGAAUUUUGAGUGGAACUGCAGUGCCCUUGGGAGAGAGAGCCCGUGACUUUUAGAGGAGGGAGAGAGGGGGAGGAGAAGAACAAGCGACUUUUCUGCUGCUGCAGCGCUGCUCCCUCGGCUGCCCCGGGCAGGGGUGUGUCCCCAGCCCAGUGACAAUGACAAUGACAAUGCUAUGCUCUACGUGUGCCACCCGUGGUGUUUGUUUUGAUACAGUAGUGGAGAUCUCACACUCACCCUCGGCGCCUCAUUCAGAGCCACAGCUGGAGCUGAUCCAUGUGGAUGAUUAUUUUCCUCUUGCCCUGGUGUACUGUUUUGGUCCUGGCUGGCAGUAAUCUAAUCAUAACAAUAGCUCUCACCCAUCCCAGGAAUGGAAAUCUUUACUGUGAAUGACUUCUGUCCAAUUCAUUUUAAAUGUUACAUUACCUGAGCUAGAGUUCCUUAGUGCUAAGAUUAGCUGCUCUGCUUAAUUAAUGAGUUGUAAGCCUGGCCUGUACCCCUGGCUGCCAGAGAAGUGCCCAUGUACAGGGUUCUUGAUACAGUUUGAAGCACAUUUCUGCCCUUGGGUGCCCCCACUCUCACCCUUUCUUCCUUCAGCUCUGCUCCACACUGCUUGGAGACACACAGGAAUGGCCUCAGCAUUGAUUCCACCACCACAUUCCCUGUCCAUUUCCAACCAGCACUGUCUGUUACAGCACAAUAAAUACCAGCACUCAUCUA
Molecule: messenger RNA, 2937 nt
Organism: Agelaius phoeniceus (red-winged blackbird)
Lineage: Eukaryota; Metazoa; Chordata; Aves; Passeriformes; Icteridae
Gene: ARMH4
Product: armadillo like helical domain containing 4
Source: RefSeq, a predicted model, not a curated record